AGGGAGGUCAAUGAAAUUUGACAUUCUCAACAACCACCAGAACAGUUGCAGUUGGAGAGAGAGAGAGAGAUAGAGAGAGCGAGAGAGUGACUCAGUGAGAGAGAGCCACCGGCGAGAGCACUGAGUCAACUCGGAAGAUGUUCCACCCCAGCAACCAGGUUCCAGAUCAGCCCCAGCCAUUGGCUGUUCAAGAUCCUGCAGCUAUGAUGCAAGUAGAUAAACAAGAAACUAGUGUAGUUGUGCAGGAAGAAGUGAAAAAUGGAGGCUUCUCACAAGCAGAAUCCAUCAUCUACUACACUAAGAAACUUCAAGAUGAUUUACAAAUGAUGGGAAUGAAAAUUAAACAGCAUGAGGACAACUUAAAACUGCUUAAGUCUCAGAAGCACAAACUAGAUGACUCUAUUCUUGAUUUGCAAGUUAUUCUAGGCAAGUAUCACUCCUCAAGCACUCCUAAAAUCGAAGAUGAUGACCAUUCCCGCCGUAAAAGUGAGGAAGAAACCACUGAAAAGAUUCUUCAGCAUGAGAAGUCUGCCGCAGGCAUUUUAUGGCAGUUGAAAACUCGUCAUGGUACUCAGGUUGCCCUUUUUCCCCCGAUCAAGGAUGUCGUGGGUAUUGUUGGUAUGCUUGGCAAAGUAGAGGAUGAUAAUCUUAGCAGGAUUUUUUCAGAGUACUUAGGGAUCGAGACUAUGUUGGCAAUUGUCUGUAAGACUUAUGAGGGUGUUAAAGCUCUAGAAGUGUAUGAGAAUGAAGGCUACGUAAAGAAAACUGCUGGUCUCCAUGGACUUGGCUCGUCUAUUGGUAGGACACUGGAAGGCCGGUUUCAGGUCAUCUGCCUUGAAAAUCUAAGACCAUAUGCUGGUGCAUCCGUGCCUGAUGACCCACAGAUGAGGCUUGAUCUUCUAAAACCUAGGUUAGCCAAUGGGGAGUGUCCACCCGGCUUUCUUGGUUAUGCUGUAAAUAUGAUUAAUGUGGAUAGCGCAAACUUAUAUUGCCUCACAGCCAAUGGGCACGGACUAAGAGCAACUCUAUUUUAUAACCUCUUUGGUCGCUUGCAAGUAUAUAAAACAAGGGCAGAUAUGGUUCCAGCUCUUCCUUGUAUAAGCGAUGGAGCCAUUUCUUUAGAUGGCGGGAUUAUUAGGUCAACUGGUGUGUUUUCUCUUGGCAACCGGGAAGAUGUAGAUGUGAGAUUCCCUAAAGUAUCAGCAACAUCGGGCCUACCUGAAAACUAUCUGGAGUCUGAAAGACAAAUCAAUGAGUUGAAGUGGAAAAAGGACAAAAUGCAGGAAGAUAUGAAGAGAGAACAAGCAUUAUUGGACAACGCAAAGUUCAAUUUUGACAGAAAGAAGCAAGAUUUUCUCAAGUUCCUGGCUGAUAGUUCAUCAUAUGUAACUCAGCAUCAAAUUUAUGCAUCGCAAAGCAGAAUGGCCCCGAGGUGACAACUUAAGAGUACACUGAAGGAGCGAGAAACCAUCCAACCAAACAGAAGGGGGAGCCUUCUGACCUUUGUCCAGUUGAGCGUCCGGCGGAGGAUCAAUUUUUCAUCUCUGCUCUAGAAAGCCAGAAAAAUUGUAUUGGGAAAACGCAUAUUCAUUGAGUCUAGUGAGGGGGCUCGCUUUUUUAGGGCUUUGUAGAAGCAGAAUUAGAUUUGAGGAUUUUUUUUUUUAUUUGUUUGUCCUCUGCUCAAAUGCUUGUGACUUUGUGAUAGAAGUUUAUGCAUCAUUUUUCCAUACAAA
Messenger RNA from Pyrus x bretschneideri (Chinese white pear), 1733 nucleotides. Its product is annotated as protein DEFECTIVE IN MERISTEM SILENCING 3-like. Lineage: Eukaryota; Viridiplantae; Streptophyta; Magnoliopsida; Rosales; Rosaceae. The transcript has 8 exons. The coding region runs from base 138 to 1436 and encodes 432 amino acids. The record is from RefSeq and is a predicted model, not a curated record.